Messenger RNA from Salarias fasciatus (jewelled blenny), 527 nucleotides. Its product is annotated as histone H4. The record is from RefSeq and is a predicted model, not a curated record. Bases 9 to 320 code for a protein of 103 amino acids. Gene Ontology annotation, molecular function: structural constituent of chromatin; protein heterodimerization activity; DNA binding. Gene Ontology annotation, cellular component: nucleosome. Lineage: Eukaryota; Metazoa; Chordata; Actinopteri; Blenniiformes; Blenniidae. The transcript has a single exon.
AUCUGAAAAUGAGCGGCAGAGGAAAGGGAGGGAAAGGUCUGGGCAAAGGAGGCGCCAAGCGCCACCGCAAAGUCCUCCGUGAUAACAUCCAGGGCAUCACCAAGCCCGCCAUCCGCCGCCUGGCCCGCCGCGGCGGAGUCAAGCGCAUCUCCGGCCUCAUCUACGAGGAGACCCGCGGCGUGCUCAAGGUCUUCCUGGAGAACGUCAUCCGGGACGCCGUCACCUACACCGAGCACGCCAAGAGGAAGACCGUCACCGCCAUGGACGUGGUCUACGCUCUCAAGAGGCAGGGACGCACUCUGUACGGCUUCGGAGGCUGAAGCUCCAUCCAGCGACAAAACAAAACAAAGGCCCUUUUCAGGGCCGCUCACCACAUCUGAAGUGCAUGUCCUCGUAAUAUUUCAUGAACGGCUACUAGACUUCACGGUCUACAGCUAUAAUGGCUGGAUGGCAGGCUUGCAUUCAAAAUGGAAGCAUGAUUUUCACAACCACCACUCUGCUUCGACGCCUGUUUUCACUUCAGCGUU